This is a messenger RNA of Bactrocera latifrons, 906 nucleotides long. Its product is annotated as protein takeout-like. The coding region runs from base 34 to 843 and encodes 269 amino acids. The transcript has 5 exons. The record is from RefSeq and is a predicted model, not a curated record. NCBI's taxonomy places the organism in Eukaryota, Metazoa, Arthropoda, Insecta, Diptera, Tephritidae.
UUGGUGGACAAACGUUCGCCUUCGCAGUGAGUUAUGCAGCAGCUAAACAGAUUCACUUUAAACGCACGCUUUGCCUUCAGCAUUUUAGCUGUAAUCGCUUGCAGUCAACUUGCAGCACUUGGCAGUGGCCAUGAAUACUUGAGAGAGAAACCGUCAUUCCUGCAGCCCUGCCAUCUGCACGAUUCAGACAAUGGCAAAUGUCUGGCGAAUGUUUUCGAAAACUUUUUCACCGAGUGGCGUCAUGGCGUGCCUGGCCUGAAAGGACUUAGUCCCAUCGAGCCGUUUCAUGUGAAGCGUGUACGCCUAUCACAGCAGACCGAAAACUUGGCCGAUAUAAAAGCCGAACUGACGAAUGUGGUGGCGCACGGCAUGAGCGGCACGCGCGUACUGAAGACRGCUGUCAACGAUAAAGACUACACAAUUGAGUUCAAAUUGAAAACGCCAUCGGUGCAUGUCGAAGGCGAUUAUCAGGUCAAUGGACGCAUAUUGAUUUUGAAUUUGGAUAGCGUUGGCAAGAUGUCCUCCACUGUUGAAAAUCUSGAAUAUCGCAUUUCUUGCAAAGCGAAUCUCAAGCAAGUCGACGGUCAGUAUUUCUUCGACUUAACUUCGGCUUCGUCGCGUAUAGAUAAGUUGGGUAAUUUCAAAAUACAUUUUACGAAUCUUUUCCAUGGCAACAAGGAUCUCGAGGAGAGCGCACACGAUCUUUUCAAUAAUAAUUGGCGUGAGAUUUUCGAAAUCAUGCGACCUGCUUUUGCACAGACAAUCAAUACGAUURUACUGAACCGUUACAAGAAGAUUUUGAGUUUUGUGCCUGCUAAYUAUUUCCUCGAUGAUUUGCCUUGAGCAUUUUAGUGCAUAAGAAUUUGCUAAAUUUAAAAAUUAGUUAUGAAUAUUUAUUUCCUUUUU